Messenger RNA from Doryrhamphus excisus (bluestripe pipefish), 2598 nucleotides. RefSeq names its product immunoglobulin-like domain-containing receptor 2. NCBI's taxonomy places the organism in Eukaryota, Metazoa, Chordata, Actinopteri, Syngnathiformes, Syngnathidae. Gene Ontology annotation, biological process: pancreas development. Gene Ontology annotation, cellular component: membrane. The record is from RefSeq and is a predicted model, not a curated record.
UUCCAAAAACCUAUUUUGGUAUGAUGUUUAGAAAAUCUACCCAGGUAUAUCAAUUAUUUUUAAAGUUAUCAAUAUUUUUGGCAGUGCAAUCACGGCUAAUAAUGAUCAAGAUCUUUUUUGUUCAGUCUGAAUUAUCGAUACAAACGUGAAAGAAUAGCUCCCCUCCCCCCGUCGUCAUAAAGUGGUACAGUCCCGUCUGCUAGCUAGUUCAGUCCGCUAGGAGUCCUCCUCCAGCCGAGUCAGUCGACAAAGGGGAGGGAAAAACAUGCUAACAAACUGCUCCUGACCGUCAAAAGGGACUAAAAACAAUGAACUUGUAUCUUUUGGCUCUUUUGGUGGCAGCUUUGGCUUGCGCGUGUGACGGCGUGCACGUCACGGUGCGUGAGAAGCAGCAGUUCGCCAUGCUCUUCCAGUCGGUGGUCCUCCCGUGUCAGUACCAGACGGCCUCCACCCAGACCCCGGUGGUGCAGUGGUGGUACAAGUCCUACUGCAGGGACCGCACCUGGGAGUCCUUCGGCUUGCCGCAGACCUUCAGUGUCCGGACCUUGGCGCUGGGCGCCAACUCCCAGAUGGACUGCUCGGACAGCAGCCGCACGGUCCGGGUGGUGGCUUCCGCGCAAGGAGCCUCCCUGACGCUGGCGGAGCACUACAAGAACAGAGACAUCACCAUCAUAAACAAAGCAGACCUGCGCAUCGGGGAGCUGCAGUGGGGCGACAGCGGGGUAUAUUACUGCAAGGUAGUCAUCGCAGACGACCUGGAGGGCAAGAACGAGGCCCAGCUGGAGUUGCUGGUGCUAGGCAGGACAACUCAGAAGGACGAUAUUCUGCCUGAGUUUGAUGUGGAGAUCAUGCCAGAGUGGGUGUUUGUCGGCUGUGUGGCCGUGGGCAGCUUCUUGUUUCUGGUACUGUUGGGCAUCUGCUGGUGCCAGUGUUGCCCUCACUCCUGCUGCUGCUAUGUGCGAUGCUGCUGCUGCCCCGAGACCUGCUGCUGCCCGCAACACUUAUACGAGGCAGGGAAGAAGGCCAAGACUGCAUCGCCCGCUCCGGUCCCCGUGUACCCCUAUUACAUUCCUGGAGUUUCCAGCGUGAUGCCUCUUGCCCCUUCAUCACACUUGGACUCAAAGGCGGUCUCUGUCCCCUCUGUGGAAAGUAACCUUGCUGGAGCCAGUAGCCUAUCAGAGCUCAGCUCUCUCCACGAGGGAGGAACCGCAGAUUUCAGACACACCUACCAGGCCGUCCAGAUGAAGGCCUUGCCUCCCAUCGUCGACACCGACGACCAGUCGAUGCUGACGCCCACCCACAGUCGCAGACAGAGACUCCGGGAACGUGGCAACCAUUCAGACGAUGAGCUGGACAGAAGGUGGAAUGCUCGCUCAGAGCACCUCCAGAGACAGACUCUGAGCAAAAGGGGUCACACUGGCUCGCUGGACGAGCUGGAGGAAUUCGCCCGCUCAUACGGUUCCCGCAGACGCCGCCUCGAGCCGCCAGAGGUUCGUGAUUAUAGCCCUCUGAGGCGUUUCUAUAGAGACGAGGACGACAGCUGGUCUCGUCGCAGCCCCUUGCCCUUGCCGCCGCAGAAGAGAAGGGGUACGUGGGACAGCGAGCUCGCCGCCCGACCUUCCCGACCCCGAGAUUACGACAACGCCUUCCUCAACCAUGCACUGGAGAGAAAAGCGCCAGGGUCCGGCAGGGACAGGGGCAGGACGGAUGAGGACAGUGACACCCCCUCCAAAGGGAGCUCCAGGGGCAAGGGCAGCAGCUACUACAGCUGCUCACUGAGCAACCGUCCCGAAGACGAGGACCCUUUGCCUCCCUACUCUGAGAGGGAAGCAGAGCGGUACCGCAGGGCCGGCCCUACCCUGGACUGGUACCGCACUGGAGAAUCUGUUAGAACAGAGCGGUACGAUACCUUAGAGCCUGGCUUGAGGCCUUUCUCGUACACGCGACCUCAGCAGGGGAUGGCCCCCAUGCUGCAGGGCGGCAGAGAGGAGGCAGACAGGAGACGCAAACUGAGCACAGCACUGAGCAGGGAUUCUCUGCUAGUGUGACGAGCUGCGCUACCACUGGGUCGUUUUGCUUCACACCGUCCUCAACCGCCACACCGCCCCCUUAACUGCACUACAAACUUUUCAGAGUAUUACUGCAAUCAUGCACGAGCUGUACAGUUUGUGUUGGCCCCACUUGGAUGACUUGAGAGAAUGAAAGGACUUUUGCCAGUGCCGAGAGGUUUGCCUACUGUCUGCCGCCUCACUUGUGUUAUAGUCUUAUUAUCACGACAAUGCAUCUCAGGUUCAUUUUAUUUGCUUUUGUAAAUAUGCAGUACUGUAUCUUUCCAUGUGACAUCACUGAAGCUUAAAUGUUGUUUUGCUGAAUUUAUUUGUACUCUUUAAAUUAAAAAAAUGAACCAGAAAGUUUUCCAGUUUAUAUUUUCAUGAUCUACGUGGAGUGGUGUAGGUAAUACUGUAUGUACUCUUAUUAAUUGUAUAAGCUCACAAAGGAAAGUACUGUUGGUUGGUUUGGCAGAAUCAGUAUCAAUUAUAUUGUUUUUUUGGCAAAAUGAAAAAGACAUUAAUAUCUUGGUAUAUAUUUUAUGUAGAA